AUGGACCAGUUUGGGAAAUGCGUCAUUGAAAAGAUUUUUGAUGUACUCAAUGAGGAUCAAAUAACCCUCCUUUUUGAAUUGAUCACUAAGGAUCUUCCCAAAUUUCAGAUUGCCUGCAAAAAACAAUAUAGGAUGCAGAGUUAUACAAAGUAUGAUACAUCAUCUUACGACAGAAAGGCAAUGGAUUGUUUUACAUAUGCUCUGAGGGAAAUUGUUGUCCCAAUAGCCACUUCCCAUUAUGGAAGUUAUGCUAUUUUAGAUGCAAUGGCAUCUGAAUGCACUCUUGUUGCCACAAACAAAAGCGGUUGUUUUGUUCUUCAAAAAUGUCUAUCUAUUUCUACGCUAGAACUUUCUUACUUGUUGAUUUGUGCCGUUACUAAUCGUGUCACAGUGCUAGCACCACAUCAAUACGGGAACUAUGUGGUGCAGUAUGUGAUUAAGUUGAGGUUGGGUGAAGUAAAUGAAGCAAUAGUGAAUCAACUUCGAGGUUGCUAUGUUGACUUGUCUAUUAACAAGCAGGCUAGCAAUGUGGUGGAAAAUCUGUUGAUAUUCUCAACUCAGAAGAAUGUUGAUAUUAUAGUUCAAGAGAUUAUAAAUAGCCCUAGCUUUUUGUACCUUCUUCAAGACCCAUUCGGCAAUUACGUUGCUCAGACAGCCUUGGAAUGUUCUAAGGGAGCUCUGUAUGAUGCAUUGGUGAGCACAAUUUCGAAACACUAUAGAAUUCUGUGUACUGAUCAAUAUGGAAAAAGGGUGUUAGAUUUUAUGUGUGGAGGAGCCAAAAAAUUUUAUGCGCAAUUUCGAAGACAUUAG
Molecule: messenger RNA, 810 nt
Organism: Neltuma alba
Lineage: Eukaryota; Viridiplantae; Streptophyta; Magnoliopsida; Fabales; Fabaceae
Product: pumilio homolog 12-like
Exons: 5
Coding region: 1-810 (269 amino acids)
Biological process (GO): post-transcriptional regulation of gene expression
Cellular component (GO): cytoplasm
Molecular function (GO): mRNA binding
Source: RefSeq, a predicted model, not a curated record